AUGAAUGUAUUUCAAAUCAUUAAUCAAAUCUCAAUCAAUAUAAAUAUCAAUAUUACAAAUAAUAAUUGGAUCAACUUUACUACUACUACUACAGGUGCAACAUGUGGUUGGAAAUUAACUUUAAAUAACUUUAAGGAUUUAAAUGGUAUUUGUUAUUGUCCAAAAAAUGAAUCAAUUUAUACAUAUAAACAUUUAUCUAACCAUCAUCAUUCCUUAUCUAGUCAUUAUCCAGUAAAUGGAUUUGGAACUAAUCAUGUUGUUGGAACUACUCCACUCGAUUCACUUGGUGUAAAGACAGCUAUGGAUGCACCAAAAUUAGAUACUGUCAACGACCAAAUUCGUGGUGAUGGUGGCAAGACUCUUGUAGAUAUCAACAGUCAACAUAUUGCUAAACCACUCUCUGCCCCAAAGUCUGAUGUUGUCAAUGACCAAAUUCGUGGUGAUGGUGGCAAGACUCUUGUAGAUAUCAACAGUCAACAUAUCGCCAAACCACUCUCUGCCCCAAAGUCUGAUGUUGUUAAUGACCAAAUCAAAUAUGGCAAAUAA
This is a messenger RNA of Cavenderia fasciculata, 546 nucleotides long. RefSeq lists its product as uncharacterized. Bases 1 to 546 code for a protein of 181 amino acids. The record is from RefSeq and is a predicted model, not a curated record. Lineage: Eukaryota; Evosea; Eumycetozoa; Acytosteliales; Cavenderiaceae. The transcript has 3 exons.